Messenger RNA from Brassica napus (rape), 2789 nucleotides. RefSeq names its product putative FBD-associated F-box protein At1g05080. Gene Ontology annotation, molecular function: protein binding. The record is from RefSeq and is a predicted model, not a curated record. Lineage: Eukaryota; Viridiplantae; Streptophyta; Magnoliopsida; Brassicales; Brassicaceae. The transcript has 3 exons. Bases 45 to 1367 code for a protein of 440 amino acids.
AAUUUCUUCAAGCUGUCAUCGUCUUAGGGUUUUGCCUCGUGAAGAUGCCAAAAACAACCGAACAUUGCGAUGAAAAAAUUGAAGAGAUACUUUGUGAAGACCGGAUUAGUUCUUUACCCGACGAUUUGCUUGUGACGAUACUGUUGUCUGUCCCUCUUAAAGAUGCAGCAGCCACCAUGAUUUUGUCUAAGCGAUGGCGUUUUAUGUGGACUAUGUUGCCUAUACUUGUUUACAAAGAAAGCGAUGUUGAGAGCAAGAAUAGUGUUUGGGAUUUUCUUGACAAGUCACUGGAACUCCACAAAGCCCCUCUUCUAGGUAUGUAUAUGCAACUCGGUCCACAGUGUCCAUUAGAUGCUGAUGUGGGAAAGUGGGUUGCAACGGCUCUUGAUCGCGGCUUGGCAUUGCUAAUCUUCGAGCUCCGCUGGUCCGCAGAUCCAACCAGCUUGCCCAUGACCCUUUACUCCUGCAAAUCUCUCAAGAUAUUGCGUCUCUCCCACAAGGUUCUAGUGGAUCUUCCUUCUUCCAUCUGGCUUCCAUCACUUCAAAUUCUCGAGCUAAACUGUGUGGUGUAUAAAAACGAAGAUUCUCUCAAAAGGUUCUUAUCAAGCUGCCCCGUUCUGGAGAGUAUGACCGUGACACGGGAAAAAGAUGACAACGUGAAAAUUUUCACUGUGAAAGCUCCUUAUCUAUUGGACUUAUCUUAUGGUAAUUAUAUGUCGGACGAUGAUGAAGAAGAUACCGGUAGAUGUUUGGUUAUUGAUACUCCGGCAUUAACAUACUUAGACAUAGCCGAUUAUUCAGGAAACUCUUGGUCGAUCGAGAAUACACCCUGUUUGGAGGAAGUUUACUUCAAUGUUGAUCGGUCUUUACUUGGUUUUGACAAAUUCUUAAGAUCUUUCUCCAAAGUCUUAUUUCUUGAGUUGAUUUUAACUGAUAAAAUGAUUGUGUGUUUUAGCACCAUCGAGUUCUCUCGGCUGACGAAGUGUAAAUUAUUCCCGAAUAACUCAAACUGGAUGGAUUCACUUGUGUCUUUCCUCCACAAUACUCCAAAACUUAAGUAUCUUAUAAUUGAUUAUAAAACAAACCAUCAACCACCGAUUGCCUCUAUGUGGUGGAGCCAAUCUAUCAGUGAUCCCGAAUGCUUAUCCUCAAGUCUGGAAAAGUUUGAAUUGAUAGACUAUGGAGGAAGAGAAGAAGAGCGAGAAUUGGUAGAAUACAUCUUAACCACCUCUAUAUGUUUAAAGACGGCUACAAUCUCCUUGUCCACCUUAAAACUUGAAGAUGAAGACAUAACUAUGAAGGAGUUGAAAGCUAUUCCUAGGGUUUCUAUAACAUCUCAUCUCUUUUUCAAAACUUCACAUAAAUAAUUAUGUAAACUAUAACUGUGUUUUUUUUUGGGGUUUUACAUUGUUUCCUUAUCUCGACGUUUAUAUAUUAUAUAUUCUAUUUUGUAUAUUACAGAUCUUACUUAGAACAAUAAAUACGACUUGCUUAAGUAACAUCAGGUUUUUAUGCAUAUGUUGAAUGUUUAAAUUGGGGAAAUAAAGUUUGUUGUUGAGCCAAAAAAAAAUUUCCAUCAGGUUUUAGAAACAGGGAUUUCUCUAGUGUGUGAUAAAAGCAAAGUUCAAUACGCCACACUGGAGUAUCUUUGGGUUUAACUCCCUCCCGAAGAAAGUUCUUAUGUGCGUUGAAGAGAUUUUUCACAGCUCAAACUCGCCGAGAAACAAACUUUACAGCAACAACCCACGAAUAUCUUAUCAUAGAACAGAACAACCCACAACAUAUUUGAAAUUAGGCCUGGACAUUUGGGUCGUCGGGUCGGGUUCGGAUCUUUUUGGGUCCGGGUCUUUUGAGUCUAAAAGUUUAUGACUUGAUAUGGUGAUUUCAAAUUCUCGGUUCCGGGUCAGUCCGGAUCGUACCGGGUCGGGUCUUAGAUACUUAGACCCAUUCGGGUAACUACAAUUUAUCGGUUCGGAUUCGGUUCAGUUUCGGAUCGGGUUCGGUUCGGGUUUGAUUUAAAAAAGACCUAAAAUAAAAAAAAAAUCUGAAAAUAUUUAUAUAUCCAAAAAUAUUCAACAUUUGUGUUUUUAUUAUAUUAAAAUAUGUAUAUAUAUUAAACUAUGCGAGAUACAACAACCAUUCGUUGUCUCUUAGUGGUUGACCCCAUGUUCUCUAGAUGAAUAACCCGUCUUCGAUUCCCCCUUAAUGCAUUUUAUUUAAUUUACAUUAUUAAUUCGGGUACCCAUCGGGUUUCAGGUUUGGGUCGGGUCAGGUCGAAGACCCGCGGGUCCUCUGCAACAAGACCCGAUAGGGUAAUUUGAUCGGGUCGGCUCCUUCCCGAACCGUUUUUUUUGGGUCGGUUUCGGGUCGGAUCUUCGGGUCCGAGUAAACUGUUCAGGCCUAUUUAAAAUUGUUUAAAAUAAAAUUAAAGAUCAUUUAAGGCCCAAUUACCAAUUUUUGGGCCUUUCCAAUUUGACGUUUUUGCAUCUAAUUUAUUCUUCGCUAGCUUUGUUAUUUCUUUUUAAUCCCUUAUAUAUUAAAAGAGAAGCAUUGUAAUAAUUGCGUUCACACUAAACUGGACACAUGUCACGUGUAGAAACAUUAUAAUAAAUGCGUUCACACUAAAAUGGACACAUGUCACAUAUAAAGAGCUUCUCAGCUAAACUCUACAUAAAUAUGUUAACACUAUGUACUUUACGUUUUUUUAAUAUAAAACUCACAUGCAUAGUUCUUCUGUUUACGAAUAGAGCUGGACAAGUUAUUCAUAAAUUUUGAUUUGAUUCGUUAUC